Messenger RNA from Sclerotinia sclerotiorum 1980 UF-70, 117 nucleotides. RefSeq lists its product with no specific name. Lineage: Eukaryota; Fungi; Ascomycota; Leotiomycetes; Helotiales; Sclerotiniaceae. The record is from RefSeq and is a predicted model, not a curated record. The transcript has a single exon. The coding region runs from base 1 to 117 and encodes 38 amino acids.
AUGAAGGACUGGAAAUUGGAGAUUGGAGAUUGGAGAUUGGAGAUUGGAGAUUGGAGAUUGGAGAUUGGAGAUUGGAGAUUGGAGAUUGGAGAUUGGAGAUUGGAGAUUAGAGAUUAG